AUGGGGAAAAAAGGAAACCAAGGAUUUGUUGAACGCAGGAAAACUACUGGUUACUGUUACCUUGAUAAAUUUAAGCUUAUGCCGCACCAUUAUGCAAAGCUAAGCCAAAACAAAACAAAUGAAGCCACCUGGUCUGCAGAAGCUGUUGCUAGAGUUCAUCAAGCUAACGAUCUAAGUGCCCCAACACAGCUUCAAGCAACUCAACCUCAGAGGUCUCACCAAGGAGUUCUCUGGAAUCUAUCCUCCUGUGAUGCACUGAAAAUGCCAAUCAUCCAGGAUGCCCUCGCAGUGUUGACCAAUGCAGUGAUCAUCCCUCACUCUGGAUGGGAAAACUCUCCGCUCCAGGAUGAUCAUAAAAUACAACUCCAUUCAUCACAGGUGCUGCGCAAUGCCACUGGGUGCCUAAGGAACGUCAGCUCUGCUGGAGAGGAGGCCCGCAGAAGGAUGAGGGAGUGCGAUGGCCUGACGGACGCAUUGCUGUAUGUGAUCCAGUCUGCUCUGGGGAGCAGUGAAAUUGAUAGUAAGACCGUUGAAAACUGUGUGUGCAUUUUGAGGAACCUCUCAUACAGGCUAGCUGCAGAAACAUCUCAGGGACAGCAGAUGGGAACAGAUGAACUUGAUGGAUUACUCUGUGGUGAUGCCAAUGGAAAAGACGCAGAGAGUUCAGGAUGCUGGGGGAAGAAGAAGAAGAAAAAGAAAUCACAAGAUCAG
Cariama cristata (Red-legged seriema) is the source of this 711-nucleotide messenger RNA. RefSeq names its product catenin delta-2-like. The transcript has 4 exons. NCBI's taxonomy places the organism in Eukaryota, Metazoa, Chordata, Aves, Cariamiformes, Cariamidae. The annotation marks the transcript as partial. Gene Ontology annotation, molecular function: cadherin binding. Gene Ontology annotation, cellular component: plasma membrane; adherens junction; postsynaptic density. Gene Ontology annotation, biological process: cell-cell adhesion; dendritic spine morphogenesis; cell-cell junction assembly. The record is from RefSeq and is a predicted model, not a curated record.